Molecule: messenger RNA, 3603 nt
Organism: Onychostoma macrolepis
Lineage: Eukaryota; Metazoa; Chordata; Actinopteri; Cypriniformes; Cyprinidae
Product: NEDD4-like E3 ubiquitin-protein ligase WWP1
Biological process (GO): ubiquitin-dependent protein catabolic process
Molecular function (GO): protein binding; ubiquitin protein ligase activity
Source: RefSeq, a predicted model, not a curated record
UGUGUGUGUGUGUGUGUGUAUGAGUGAGUGUGUAUCUAUGACAGUCAGUCUGCGUGAGUGAGUCAGUCAGAGUCAGUAGGAGGCGCGUUCUCAGCUCAGUCGGUUUGAGUCGCAGUCCUGCAGAAGCGUCUGUGAAUCAUGGCUCACAGUGAAGGCUGAAGAAACAGGCGUCUCACGCACAGCAAUUGUCAUGGCCACGGGCUCCUCCAGAAGCGACUGUAGCAGUAACAACAGAGAACGCUCUCAGCUGCAAGCCGUCGUUUCAUGUGCCAAACUCAAGAGGAAGAAGAACUGGUUUGGAACGGCCAUCUAUGUGGAGGUGACAUCAGAGGGGGAGAGCAAGAAAACCGCCAAAUCCCACAGUUCUUCCAGCCCCAAAUGGGACGAACGUCUGACGCUGAGUAUAACGCCACACUCGCAGCUGGAUUUCAGAGUUUGGAGUCAUCACACGCUGAAGGCCGACGUGCUGCUGGGAAAAGCCUCGCUGGAUCUGAGCGGGACACCGGAGCACGACGGCAAGCUGGAGAAUGUGUGCGAGGUGUUGACUCUGACCGUGGACGGUAAGAACGUGUCCACCGGUGAACUCACAGUCUUCCUGGACGGACUCUCAUUCGACCUGCAGCACAUGCACAAUGGAAACCCAACCACUGCGAGCAAAGUCCAUCAGAAUGGAGAUGCUUUUCAUGAGAACCCAGACGAGAGUUCUGCGAGGACACAGAACAGAUCUGUGAACGGCUCAGAUGGACAGGAGAAUGAAGCUCCGCCCACCUCAUCUGCCAACUGUGAGCUAGGCCCCUCCCUCCUCAACGGAGACAGAGACUCCUCCCCUUCACACCAAACGCCCAGUCCAAAGGCCACGCCCACUCCACAGCCUGCCGACAGUGACGCGAUCAGCACCGCCGUGAACGGCGAGGCUUGUGAGAUGUCAUCAGCGGGUGAAAACGAGGACGCCGCUGCUGCUGAUGUUUCCUGCAGUACUUCCUCUCCUGCUGCUGCCUCAUCAUCAUCAUCACCACCACCACCACCACCACCCUCCUCUUCCUCAUCUGCAGCGGCCACCACACAGACCACUGCUGCCUCCAGCUCCAACCCUAACCCAGCCCUAACCAGCUCCAGCCCGUCUGAUGGAGGAAAACCACAACAGCAGCCGCCUCCAGCCGGGCCAGAACCACUGCCACCCGGGUGGGAGCAGAGGAAGGAUCCUCAUGGCAGAACGUACUACGUCGAUCACAACACAAGAACAACAACCUGGGAGCGACCUCAGCCCUUACCGAUGGGCUGGGAGCGGAGGGUGGAUAACCGCGGCAGGAUUUAUUACGUGGAUCAUAACACACGCACCACCACGUGGCAGCGGCCGACGAUGGAGUCUGUGAGGAACUUCGAGCAGUGGCAGUCGCAGCGCAGUCAGCUGCAGGGGGCCAUGCACCAGUUCAACCAGAGAUACCUCUACUCGGCCUCCAUGAUGUCUGCUGAGAACGAUCCUCUGGGGCCGCUGCCGCCGGGCUGGGAGCGCCGUGUCGACACCAACGAUCGCGUCUACUUCGUCAAUCACAACACAAAGACGACGCAGUGGGAAGAUCCGCGAACACAAGGGCUGCAGAACGAGGACCCGCUCCCUGAGGGCUGGGAGAUUCGUUACACUCGUGAGGGAGUGCGCUACUUUGUGGAUCAUAACACACGCACCACGACCUUCAGUGACCCGCGGACGGGCAAAUCUGCUGUCACUAAAGGUCCACAGAUCGCGUACGAGCGAAGCUUCCGGUGGAAACUGGCGCAUUUCCGUUAUUUGUGUCAGUCCAACGCUCUGGCCAGCCACGUGAAGAUCACCGUGUCCCGACAGACGCUGUUUGAAGACUCGUUCCAGCAGAUCAUGAACUUUAAACCGUAUGACCUGAGGAGACGUCUGUACAUCAUCUUCAGAGGAGAGGAGGGACUGGACUACGGAGGCCUUGCUCGGGAAUGGUUCUUCCUCCUGUCUCACGAGGUGCUGAACCCCAUGUACUGUCUGUUUGAAUACGCUGGCAAAAGCAACUACUGUCUGCAGAUUAACCCAGCAUCCACCAUCAACCCCGAUCACCUGUCCUACUUCUGCUUCAUCGGACGCUUCAUCGCCAUGGCUCUCUUCCACGGGAAGUUCAUCGACACCGGCUUCUCGUUGCCCUUCUACAAGCGCAUGCUCAAUAAGAAACUGAUCUUGAAGGAUCUAGAGUCAAUAGAUCCUGAGUUCUAUAACUCUCUCAUCUGGAUCAGAGACAACAACAUCGAGGAGUGCAGCCUAGAGAUGUACUUCUCAGUGGACAUGGAGAUCCUGGGCAAAAUCACGUCUCACGACCUGAAAGAAGACGGAGCUAAUGUCCUGGUGACGGAGGAGAAUAAAGAGGAGUAUAUUGGGCUGAUGGCCGAGUGGAGGUUUUCUCGUGGCGUCGAGAGUCAGACCAAAGCGUUUCUGGACGGCUUUAACGAGGUGGUGCCGCUGCAGUGGCUGCAGUACUUUGAUGAGAAGGAGCUGGAGGUGAUGUUGUGUGGCAUGCAGGAGGUGGAUCUGCAGGACUGGCAGAGGAACACAGUCUAUCGUCACUACACACGCAACAGCAAACAGAUCAUCUGGUUCUGGCAGUUGGUGAAGGAGGUGGAUAACGAGGUGCGUCUGCGUCUGAUGCAGUUCGUGACGGGCACCUGCAGGCUUCCGCUCGGGGGCUUCGCUGAGCUCAUGGGAAGCAACGGACCGCAGAAGUUCUGCAUUGAGAAGGUGGGCAAAGAGACCUGGCUGCCCCGGAGUCACACCUGCUUUAACCGGCUGGAUUUGCCGCCCUACAAAAGCUUCGAACAGCUGAAGGAAAAGCUGCUCUUUGCGAUCGAGGAGACGGAAGGCUUUGGUCAGGAGUGAUGAGACGUCUUUCCCCUUUACGGCGACGCGUCAGCCAAGUAAAACAAAACCAUGAAACUUGCACAGAUGAUUACCAAUGUAAAUAAGCUAUUUUGUCAUGUUAAACCAAAUCUUUAUCUUAAAACCUCAUUUAGAGAUAUUCAUAACAUGAUUCCCCGUGAAUAUGCAAGCGUUUGAGCUUUUCUGAUCUUUUCGAUGCUGAUAUCUAUAUACAACAACGCUUUGUUUUAUUCAUUUGGCGGGUUUUUAAAAUGAGCCUGAAGAAAAAAAAACAACAACAUUAGAGAGGAUUUUAUAGUAGAACUCAAAACUUACGGCUCUAGUUUUAUAGAGCUUUUACAGAAUGAUUGUAGAGUUUGAUCAGGUGCCUGGGGUUUUUCUUUAUUUUUUUUGUGUUGUUGGACAUUAAGUUGUGAUUAAGCGCUUGCAUGGCUGCCUGCAGAGUGAGAGAUGAUUUGACUCCUGUAGACCGACAGACAGACCGCUGUCUCACAUAUCAUUCAUCACGACUGGCUCGCGACAGUAUUGCUGUUGUCACUUUAGACUGUCAAUCAGUAUUUGUCCCUCCAGAGUCUCUGCACACGCUCAGAACGGCGGCAGCAGCUGAAGUCUGUUGUGCUCAAAGCACUUCAUUAUUUCUGUGGCCUUUGACCGUCAGGGGAGGAAAACUGUGUCCAUGAAUAUCUUUCAUAUUAAAAUAUAUGAGUUCAAACAAA